AUGCAGGCCAUUUCCCUCGCGUUAUUUUCCAUACUCAUCCGAUUUACGAUCAGCCAGGUAAUCGAAACCGCCACCGAAAUCACCCUGCAACGGAUAGAGCAAAUCUCCGGUUUCGGAAUGUUGAAGGCGAACCUGCGGGUCACCAAAUUCAAUCGAACUUGCGCCGUCCUAAAUGGCACCGUCGACAUAUUCGUCGAUUUGGACAACAGCUACUCGUUCCAGAUGAAGGCAGCCUACAGCCGGAUGGGGAACAACCAGUUCAACGAGUACCCGAUGAAGAUUGCCGAGCGGCCGAUGUGUCACUACAUCAACGACACGUACCGGAUCUUUCAGGACAUGCUCCAUGACACCACCAAUCUGCCGCUGGUGGGGCCGGAGGGGUUGUGUCCGAUGCCGGCCGGGAACUACUGGUUCAAGCAGGUCAAGAACAUCAUGAACGAUGUGCCCCCGAUGGUCCCGGAGGGGUACUGGCGGUUGUCGUUUCUGAUCAGCGGUCGGCAGGACAUUGCCGAGCUGCAGGUGUUUGUGAGUUUAACGAAGGGAUUCUUUGGGUAA
Molecule: messenger RNA, 555 nt
Organism: Armigeres subalbatus
Lineage: Eukaryota; Metazoa; Arthropoda; Insecta; Diptera; Culicidae
Exons: 2
Coding region: 1-555 (184 amino acids)
Source: RefSeq, a predicted model, not a curated record